This is a messenger RNA of Centruroides sculpturatus (bark scorpion), 1544 nucleotides long. Its product is annotated as histone RNA hairpin-binding protein-like. Gene Ontology annotation, biological process: mRNA 3'-end processing by stem-loop binding and cleavage; mRNA transport. Lineage: Eukaryota; Metazoa; Arthropoda; Arachnida; Scorpiones; Buthidae. Bases 140 to 886 code for a protein of 248 amino acids. Gene Ontology annotation, cellular component: cytoplasm; histone pre-mRNA 3'end processing complex. Gene Ontology annotation, molecular function: histone pre-mRNA stem-loop binding; mRNA binding. The transcript has 6 exons. The record is from RefSeq and is a predicted model, not a curated record.
GGUUUUGUAUGUUUUGGCGGAAAAUUGUAUAUGUUCGAAUUGUCCGUUGCUCGUGUUAACUGAGAUAGAAGACUGCAGUCCAGUUUACGAAAUUUUUAACUAAUUUUUUAAGUAUUCCAUUUUAAACAUUUUAUUGAAAAUGCCUCAAAGAUCGGUUUUAUAUGAGCGAAAUGAAUUUGUAUCACCAAGAUCAAAAGAUGGAAGUGGCUCGUCAACUCAGAAAAGCUGGGGUGAUAUUGUUGAAGAAGAGGAAGAAAAAAAAUUACAUGAACAAAUUGAAAAAUUAUCUAAUAAUUUUUUAACUAGUACCCCAAAUAAAAAGACUUUUGCAGUUCCUAAUUCUCGUAAAAGACCUGCUGAAUCUGGAAAUGAUUAUCGAGGUGAGACAGGAUAUGAAAAUGAUCCAAAAGUUCUUCGUCGAAGACAAAAGCAAAUUGACUUUGGUAAAAAUACUAUUGGCUAUCAAAAAUAUUUAAAAGCAGUUCCCAAAUUUAAGCGUACAAAAAAUCAUCCAAGAACACCAAAUAAAUUUAUUAGCUACAGUAGAAGAUCAUGGGAUGCUCAAAUUCGUCUUUGGAGAAAACAAUUACAUAAAUGGGAUCCUCCUUCUGAAGUUGAUGUGGAUGAGCUCGAUUUGACAGAUAUUUCUGAUUUUUCAUUUGAAUUUGAUGAAAAUAUGCCGUCACCAUCAUGCAGAGAUAGCAAUCUUCAUACUCCAUCGACAGAAUUAAACUUAGGUGCACAGUCUAAAAAUGAAGGAAAACCAAAUCCGUCUAACGUCAAAUCUAAUUUGGUUGAAAGAUAUCCCGAUUACGAAUCAAAAAUUGAUUUUAGUUCAUUGGACGAAAUGGCAUUUGCACUGGAAGAAGGCGUGUUAGAUCUGUAAAAAUGUUUUGACUGUAUUUUUUGUUUUAUACCCUGUCAUUGAAAAUAUAAUAUUUAACAAUGAUUCAUGUACAUUCACUGCUAUGUAUAUUUGCUUAUUUAUUUACUGGCUUUUCAUUUUAAAAAAAUAUCAUAUUAAGAUUAUUUUUUCAUACCUUGUAAUAAGUAGAUAGAGAAUAUUAGAUUCUGGUAAGAAUGUAUAAUUUUAUUUAUCUAAACCACAAGUUUAGAAUAAUUAUCAAUAUAUAUAUAUAUAUAAUUUGAAUAUAAAGUAAUUACUCGACACUAAAAUAUAGCGGUUAAAAAUCUUUUAUUUGUAGAAGUAAUUAAAUAAGAAUGGUUGAUUAGUAUGUUAUGAGUGCCAAUGUAGAUUUAUCAUCACGUGUUCAUAAAAUAUAUAAAGUUUGUGUUGUAAAACAUCAAUGAGGAUGGUUUUCUGACUGAAACUUUUAUAUUGAAACAGGACCAAUUAUUAAAAAAUAUUGACAAUGAUUUUGAUUGACAAUGAAAAAUUCUUUAUUGUCAUUUAUAGUAGUAGUAAUAUAGGUAAACUUUUUACUUAUACAGUAGUUUAAAAAUGCCUGCUCUAUAUAAACGAAUGCUGUUUUUUAUCAGUUUCAUUAUAAAUAAAAUUCAUAUAAAUGCAUAUGAUUUAUUAG